Capsella rubella is the source of this 1698-nucleotide messenger RNA. Its product is annotated as glutamate--glyoxylate aminotransferase 2. Gene Ontology annotation, molecular function: L-alanine:2-oxoglutarate transaminase activity; pyridoxal phosphate binding; L-alanine:glyoxylate transaminase activity. The record is from RefSeq and is a predicted model, not a curated record. Lineage: Eukaryota; Viridiplantae; Streptophyta; Magnoliopsida; Brassicales; Brassicaceae. Gene Ontology annotation, biological process: photorespiration; biosynthetic process. The transcript has 14 exons. Bases 101 to 1546 code for a protein of 481 amino acids.
CACGUUAGACACACAAUUAGACCUUUGAGGUAGCAAAACUAAUCCGAAGAGAGAUAGUGAGGCAUUAUUUUUCCCUUAGCCUGAGAAGUGAAUCCUGGAAAUGUCUCUCAAGGCAUUAGACUACGAUUCCCUGAAUGAAAACGUGAAGAAUUGUCAGUAUGCAGUCAGAGGUGAACUCUAUCUCCGUGCUUCUGAGCUUCAGAAAGAAGGCAAAAAGAUUAUUUUCACAAAUGUUGGAAACCCCCAUGCUUUAGGACAGAAGCCUCUGACAUUUCCUCGUCAGGUGGUUGCUCUAUGCCAAGCCCCAUUUCUGCUAGAUGACCCAAAUGUUGGGAUGAUAUUCCCAGCAGAUGCUAUUGCAAGAGCUAAGCAUUAUCUCUCUUUGACAUCUGGUGGUCUUGGUGCUUACAGUGACUCAAGAGGUCUUCCAGGAGUUCGGAAAGAAGUUGCUGAGUUCAUUGAGCGGCGUGAUGGAUAUCCAAGCGACCCAGAACUUAUAUUUCUAACUGAUGGAGCUAGCAAAGGUGUGAUGCAAAUAUUGAAUUGUGUGAUACGCGGUCAGAAAGACGGAAUUCUGGUUCCAGUUCCACAAUAUCCACUCUACUCGGCUACCAUAUCUCUGUUAGGUGGCACUCUUGUUCCUUACUAUCUUGAAGAGAAUGAAAAUUGGGGACUUGAUGUUAACAACCUUCGUCAAUCCGUUGCUCAGGCUCGCUCUCAAGGAAUUACAGUAAGGGCAAUGGUGAUCAUUAACCCCGGAAACCCAACUGGUCAGUGUCUUAGCGAAGCUAAUUUAAGAGAGAUACUGCGGUUCUGUUGUGAUGAAAGAUUGGUUCUUCUUGGAGACGAAGUGUAUCAGCAGAACAUAUACCAAGAUGAGCGUCCCUUUAUCAGUUCCAAGAAGGUUUUGAUGGAUAUGGGAGCUCCUAUCAGCAAGGAAGUUCAGCUCAUAUCUUUCCACACUGUUUCCAAAGGAUACUGGGGAGAAUGUGGACAAAGAGGUGGUUACUUUGAGAUGACAAAUAUCCCUCCCAGGACCGUUGAGGAAAUAUAUAAAGUUGCCUCUAUAGCUCUAAGUCCCAACGUCUCUGCACAAAUAUUUAUGGGUUUAAUGGUUAGUCCACCAAAGCCUGGAGACAUUUCUUAUGACCAAUUUGUUCGUGAAAGCAAGGGAAUACUAGAAUCACUUAGAAGAAGAGCAAGGAUGAUGACUGAUGGAUUCAACAGCUGCAAAAACGUCGUCUGUAAUUUCACAGAAGGUGCAAUGUAUUCGUUUCCACAAAUAAAGUUGCCGCCGAAAGCAAUCCAAGCAGCCAAACAAGCCGGAAAAGUCCCAGACGUUUUCUACUGCCUUAAGCUCUUAGAAGCCACAGGAAUCUCCACAGUUCCAGGCUCUGGAUUUGGACAAAAAGAAGGGGUGUUUCAUCUGAGGACAACAAUCCUGCCAGCAGAAGAAGAAAUGCCAGAGAUAAUGGACAGUUUCAAAAAGUUCAAUGAUGAGUUCAUGUCUCAGUACGGUGAUAGCUUUGGUUACUCCAGAAUGUGAAAAAAAAAAGAGACUCGGAGAUCACUUGUUUUUCUUUAACGACAUUAUUAUUAUUGUCUAUUCACACUCUUAAAAAGCUUUACUCACUGGUCCUACUCUCUGUAAAACUCUUCUUGUUACUCUUUAUAAAAAAACCUCUGUAUCUAUUGUAA